UUCUUCAGGAAAGUUCAGCACCAGCCAUCAGCCAUGAAGAUUCUUAAAUACCUCCUGGUCUAUCGAAGGUUCCUGCUCAUUGUCCUCACCCCACUGCUUUUACUUCCACUCCCACUUAUCAUCAAAACCAAAGAAGCAGAAUGUGCAUACACACUGUUUGUAGUUGCCAUCUUUUGGCUUACAGAAGCUUUGCCUCUGGCUGUUUCGGCUUUGCUCCCUGCCUUUAUGUUCCCAUUGUUUGGUAUAAUGGGAUCCAAGGAGGUGGCAUCUGCUUAUUUUAAAGACUUUCAUCUACUGCUGAUGGGAGUGAUUUGUUUGGCAACAUCAAUAGAAAAAUGGAAUUUCCACAAAAGAGUGGCUUUAAAAAUGGUGAUGUUGGUGGGUGUCAACCCUGCAUGGCUUACUCUGGGCUUCAUGGUUAGCUGUGGUUUCUUGUCAAUGUGGCUCAGCAACACUUCAGCUGCUGCCAUGGUGAUGCCAAUUGUGGAGGCUGUAGCUCAGCAGAUCACCCGAGCUGAAGCAGAAGCUGACAUGCUGGAGAUGUCCUGCUCCAACGGCUCCACCAACCUGGCACUGGAGCUAGACGAAAACAUAGGACAAAGUGAAAACAGUGACUGGAAAGGGAAAAGAAAACAAGUGAAUGGGUAUGACAAUGAUAUGGGGAGCACUGUGUGCACAAUUGAAAAGGAAAAUGAAAAAGAAAAGGAACAGCAGAACCUACCACCUGCUGAAACAGGGAGAAAAAGCAGAGAGGACAAAUACAGUGGGAUUUUCAAAGUGAUGUGCUUAUGUAUUGCUUAUUCUGCUACCAUUGGAGGGUUGACAACAAUCACAGGAACAUCGACUAAUUUGAUUUUUGCUGAGCACUUCAAUACACGUUAUCCAGGUUGCCAGUGCAUCAAUUUUGGAUCUUGGUUUGUCUUUUCUAUCCCCAUCGCAGUUGUUAUUCUGCUGUUGUGCUGGGUCUGGCUCCAGUGGCUUUUCCUUGGAUUUGAUUUUAAAAAUAUGUUCAAGUGUGGCAAGAAAAAAACAGCCAGAGAAGAGGCUUCAGCAAAGGUGAUUCAGGAUGAAUACAAGAAGCUUGGACCAAUGAGCUACCCAGAAAUUGUUACAUUUGUCCUGUUCAUCUUAAUGACUUUGCUGUGGUUUACCAGAGAUCCUGGCUUCUUUCCCGGAUGGUCUUCACUUUUCCCAAAAUAUAAAGGCUAUGCUACGGAUUCAACAACCGCCUUAGUGAUUGGCCUCCUCUUCUUUAUUAUUCCAGCAAAAACAUUGACUAAGACUUCGAAUGGAGAAAGCACUGCUUUUGGUUAUGCUCCACUGAUUACUUGGAAGGAAUUUCAGUCAUGCAUGCCCUGGGAAAUCGCUAUUCUUGUUGGUGGCGGGUUUGCAUUGGCAGACGGCUGUGAGGUUUCAAAACUGUCUGCCUGGGUAGCAAAUAAAUUGACCCCUCUAGGAUCAUUACCCCUGUGGCUGGUUAUCCUGAUAUCAUGUCUUAUUGUUACUUCAGUGACAGAAGUGGCCAGCAAUCCAGCCACCAUUACGAUAUUUUUGCCCAUACUGUCUCCUUUGGCUGAAGCCAUUCAUGUGAACCCACUUUUCAUUUUGAUACCUGCCACACUAUGUACUUCCUUUGCAUUUCUCCUUCCUGUAGCAAACCCGGCCAAUGCCAUUGUAUUUUCAUAUGGUCAUUUAACUGUAAUGGACAUGGUGAAAGCUGGUUUGGGUAUUAACAUCAUCGGAGUUGCUGUAGUUAUGCUUGCAAUUAUGACAUGGAUAGUGCCUCUAUUUGAUCUCUAUACUUAUCCGAGUUGGGCACCGAACAUUUCUUUUUCAAAUAGCACCGGGCUGUAAAAAAACAAACAAACAAAAAAACUCCCAACAAUAACAAUAACAAAAACAACAACAAAAACCUGGGAAUUGGCUUGAACUGUUUUUGUUCCUUUUCUUUUCCACUGGCAUGUGGUGAGUCAGUUAAAACGCUUUUUGUCACCACAACAAUAGAGAGCCACAUUAUUGUAAAUGCUGUAUUUCACAGACCAAGAGACCGAUGAUCUCGUCUGAGAGUAUAAUCAAUCAGGAAGAGUGCUAGACUUGUUAAAUAUCGUGAAGUUAUAUCUAGUUGAGCUAUUCUGAAUGUUUAUAACUUCAUGUUAUGAAGUAAACGCUGGCAGUUUGCCCCCAUGCUCAGGGUAGAGAAAUAAUGAGAUUUAGAUUUUAUUAUUUCAUAUAUCUAUCCUUACUAUUAUCUUUGGUGACAUUUGGGUAUUGUCCAAGAGCAUACUGGUUUUGUUUUCUAGAUUCAAAUGCUGUUUGAAAAGGUGUUGAUCAUAAACAAAUGAUAAAAAUAUAACUUUGGGGGUUGAACUGGACAUACAGUUUACAGAAAUGGCAAAUGUGCAAAAAAAUGGAGAAGAGCAGUGUAGCCACUAACAAAGCACUUUAUCUGUUAAGCACCUUGUAAUCUGGAAGGAAAAUAUAUACUUAAGCAUAUAUUUAAAAUCUAUCUCCUUCCAGGAUGUCACUGAAGCAUGUAGCUGUAUAUGUUGUCUAGAAUUUUCCUGGAUAAACAUGACUUGAUAGAUCUGAGUCGAACUAUAUGAAUGGAGACUAAAUGAUCAUUGCAUUUCUCUGCUGAAAGUGGAGACAUAUCCUCUUGAUGAAUAAAAGCACAAGAUAGAGUGCUGAAAAUGCUCAAUCCAUCAAGCAAGACUGUAGCUCAUCUUUUGCCCAGAGAUAUGGUGGAUCCCCUACCCCUGGAGACAUUCAAGGUUAGAUUGGGCAGCGCUCUGAGCACCCUGAUCAAGCCAUAGAUGUCCCUGUUGCAGGGGAGUUGGACUAGAUGGCCUUUAAGGAUCCCCAACUCAAACAACACUGUGAUUCUAUGAUCUUCAUCAGGAGGUGCAUGAUGUCUGCAGGGCAGGUGGUAAUUUAAGUUUUCUAGAGUGUAUUAAGAAAAACGUGUAAUAUAGUCAGAAGAACUUUGCAGUUCAAAGAUAUCUUUGAAUAAUGAUGCUUCAUAUCACUGUUAUACAUUUUUUACAGGAAGGACUAUGUGUCAUUAUUUUUUUCACCUCUUAGGAGGACCCAUGGCAAUUCAUAAAGAUUGUUUAGUUAAUAGCCUGAACCAAAUCUCCAUAUCUCCAUGUAUUGACUUGAGUCAUCCCUUGGGGCACCUCAAUGAUGGAUAUAAACCUUAAUCUGUCUUUUGCAAAUAAUAUAAAUAAUCCAUUUUUACUACAUUUAUUUUUGAUAGUGCAUUUUUAGAAUAGAGAGAUCAGUUAUGACAUCUAUAAGGCCAGAAUACAGUGCAUAGGAUUAACUUUUCUAUAGUUUUCUUCCAUUAGCUACUAGAUUCACUGCAAUGAAUUAUUAGAGUAAGGAAACAUUUUUUCUUAAUGGUAAUAGUUCUACUUACUAAUUGCUAUCUGUACGAGGCACCACACUUUGUCAGCCUGGCUGAGGCUUCAGUCUCUUUAGGAUGGCUACCUUCCUUUCCCUUUUCUUUUUUGUAUUCUUUGUACAGUGCCUAGCAAAAUAGAGCUAUGUCAGUGACUAGACCAAUCAGAAACUGCAACUAAACAAAUGUUAACUGAUCCACUGCAGUAAUGAUUAUGGUUACAGAUAUGCAACACUUGGCUAAAUUAAGCCUCUAACUCAGCAGAUACUAUAGGAGAAUGUGUAUAGACAUAGCUAAUCCAAGACAGAGGUCUUUGUCUGUGCAGAAGGAUGUGCAGCACAGAAACAAGGAGCUCAUGGUUUAUGUAGUCCCUUGAUUCUGCAGGCACAGAGAGGAGAACCAGCUGGGAGAGUGCCCUUACUUAAAGGUUCCAGUUGUGUCAAUAAUUUGCAGGUUAUUCAAGAGCAUUGGAACAAUGCAUCAGACUAUUUCCAGUGGAAGGGACCUCAGACAACCAUCUCAUCCAGUCUCUUCCCCAAAGCAAGAUUAGAACUGAAUUCAGACCAUUUUGUUUAGGGAUUUUUUUUAGUUACAACUUGAAAAGGGAUGGAUAGUGCACAGCUUCCCUGGGUAAUGUCUUCCAGUGCUUUUCCAUCCUUUUGGUGACUUUUGUUUUUCUUUAAACAAAUGAAUAAACAUAUUGUAUUCAUUUUAGUGGAGUAUAUUUAAAUUCCUACUUUUUAUUUGGGAAAGAUUAUUUUCUAUGUGAAAAACUGUUUUUUGUUUUUAAUGAAACAUGAAAAUAGAGGGAAGUCCUCUUUGUGACCUUACAUUUACUACUCUCAUUGAAAAUGGUAUUUUCAGUAUCAGUGGUCUUCUAUGAAAAUAAUUGAUGGUAUUUUAAUCUUGUGACAACUGUUACUCAGUGAGAGGAACUUUGUUAAGUGAUUAUGAGCUGUCCCUAGUUUUAUUAAUGUUCACAACACAGAAUUGACAGUUGCAAAUAUAACAUUGAGGCUCACAGAGAUCCAUGAAUGCACUGCUCAGUGAAAUCAUGUUUUGAUGUCAAUAUUUGCUCUUCAAGUUGAAUAUCUUUAUGGAUGAAAAUAGUCAUUUUGAACUAUUUUCAAAAACCUUGCAGAAUUUGUCAACUCUCUAAGUGACACAGUUGUCAACAUAAACUGAAGCUGGAUAAUUCUCAGCUGUUCCUUUGCUGUACCUAUUGACUUAUUCAGAGGACCAUAGACAAUAUGUUAAGAAAGGCCUAUGUGGGAAUCUGAACUCCCACACAAUGCAGAUCACAGAAUUUCCCCCAUACUGAGUAAUUGUUUUUUCAGAAUCAUACAGAACACUGAAGUAGCUUAGUAAACAAGAAAAUAAGAUUUAAACCAUUUAAUGAAGAACGCACUUUAAAAACUAUUUUCACUACAAUUUGUGUAUGCAGUGAAUAAUAUGCAAAGAGAGAAGGGAGGGAUUUGUAAAGAAAGUUAAAGCUUUUUGUUGCACCAUAUGUGUUUAUAAUUUACCAAAAUUAAAUGCAGAGUUAUACACAAACUGUCAGUGACCAGCAUAUUAGCUGUCACAAUAUGAUAAACUAGUGACAAAAAUGAAAUGAACAAGCAUUAAGUUUAUACAUACUGUAUGCUGUAGGCAGACCAGUCAUGAAUAGAUUAGUUGGCAGUAGUGGAAAGGUAGCAUUUCACUAGGAUUUUUUCUUGUUUUUCCAGAAGUGUAAGGAAGGGGACAAUCUUUGAGCUGAGCUGUCAUUAUUGCUAAUUUAUUUUCAACCUUUUAAGAAUCUGUUUCAGUCAAAAUUAUUAUCUCUGUAGUGCAGAGGUUAAUAUUGAUAGAAAUUCUUCACUGGAGAGUGUUGAGAUGGAGGAACAAGAGAUGCUCGAAAUGCUUGGCUGUCUGGGUAUCCAAUGGGUGGAUUUGGCUCUGAGUGCAGGCACAGAGUGCCGUGCUGGCUGCAAGCAGAAAAGAGGCUCUUUGUUAGUUGCUUUUAGAUUCGCUCCUUGGUCCAGAGUUUGUCAGUGUUGUGGCAAGUGUUAGAAAUUAAUGUAUAAUUAUUUUAAGCAUUGAUUAAUAUAUGAUGACUAUAUCAACUAUUUGUAAAUUUCUUUGCACAAAAUUAUCAUAUUAGAUUAUGUAUUUUUCUAUGUCUUAGAUUAGUCUAAUUAGGCUACUGUAUUAGUAUAUAAGUAAUAUUUAUGAUUUACUAUUUAUUUAUAGUUUCAUUCCUACUAAAUUAAAUGGAGCCUUUGUUAUGUGCUUCAUUAGGGAACUUGUGCCAGAUCUCUGUUCUCUUUUUCUAUAGGUGUGUUAUAUCUAAUAUAGUUUCACUUCACUUUUGGAAGGUGUUUUUUUGUAUCAUUAGCAACCACAGAACAUAUACACUUUGGAAAAAGCUUCUGUACUGUUCUGUUACUAUGCACAUCAGUCAGAUCAAACUUGCAGUGUAAACUCCCUUAUGUACUUUUAAAAUGAAGUAUGUGGGCUUGUUUACUGUAAGGGUCUUGCUAGUUUAAAGACAAACAGCCUAUAGCCUGAGGCCUGGCUGAGGAGCAGUGCAGCUCAGCAGCUCAGGAAAGGUGGAGUGAAAAAAACACCAUAUACCCUGGCUGCUUCUUUCAACUUUUUUAUUAGGCGUAGAUACCAGUUCUCAUACUAAUGUCAACAAUCUAAAGACAGUUGUAUCUUUUGUGAAGUUUGGCAUGACCCAAAGGCUGCUUCCAUGGUCAGUGAUCCCUUACCCUUAGACAAACAGAAAUCCCCUCCUGCUGCCCUUUCCCAUCCCAUGCUAGCAGCCUGCAUUUUGGCGCUAGCUGCCCUAUGGUAACACACUGCUGCCACAGAGCUCCUUCGGGCUGGGGAAGUGCUUCAGUGGUCAGAUCUGCACAGAUUUCACAUUACUGUUCCACUCUUGGUGAUAAAUAAUAAAGUUAUCAGCUUAGUUCUGUGUCUGUGCAAAGUUAAUUUGAUGUUCUCUGUUUUUUAACAAUUGCCAAACUCUUCAUAAGUGCUAUUCCUUAAUACAUUUGCCUUGUGUUCUAGGAAGCUGUUGUAUGUUAGUGUACUUUUGUGAUGUUCAAUUACUGUAUGACAUUUCUUUACAAGAAUGAUUCACUAUUUUUGAAAGAAAUAUUUCCCAAAUGCUGAACAGUCCAUCAUGUGCUUAGUGGUAAAUUAACAGGAUAUGAAACUGCAGUGUAUGAAGGAAGGUUGUCUUGCAAUAAAAGUGCCUGAGAUUUCUUAAA
Molecule: messenger RNA, 6657 nt
Organism: Gallus gallus (chicken)
Lineage: Eukaryota; Metazoa; Chordata; Aves; Galliformes; Phasianidae
Gene: SLC13A1
Product: solute carrier family 13 member 1
Exons: 15
Coding region: 34-1854 (606 amino acids)
Biological process (GO): monoatomic anion transmembrane transport
Cellular component (GO): membrane
Molecular function (GO): sodium:sulfate symporter activity
Source: RefSeq, a predicted model, not a curated record